GUGUGUGAGUCAGUGGGUGUGGUGAUGAGUGUGGGAGGGCGGGAGUGGUUUGUUGCAUUCGAGGCUGCCUUUGGCCUGCUGGCGGUGUGCCUAUACCCGGGUGCGCAAUUUGCGAUGAAAGGUGGAAAAGGCAAAAUCCGAGGGUGGGCUGAGAAUGAAGCGGCUAUCCUGAAGGCCUUGAUUGCAUACGUCGUCCGGUCAGAGAAAAGGACUAUGUGCUCCCGCUCACAGCGCAUGUUGGUUCUCAAAAAAGUUUUGGCUCUGAAGAGACACGUCUUGGAAGCAAAGGUGGCUGAAAGCCGGAAUGAGCCAGAAUCCCUCUAUCAAGAACCCCCAGCUGAUGAUGCUGUUGAUAUGGUGAGCCGUGGUCUGUGGGAAUUCCCAGAGGACUUGGAGUGUGACAGUGCAGAGGAGUCGAGCCCCCCGAAGCUCGUGGACUCGGAUAAGUUGCUGACGCCAGCUCGCUUUAUCCAGGGCCUUGCUGUGAAGACCCCGCAGGAGGAGCAGGUGCAGUCUCAGCUUCGUGGAACGAUUCAGAAGAUGGAGUCGGACAAGCAGGUUGAAACGGAAGCUAAGCUGUCCAGAAAUCUCGGGCCUCUGUUUGAUGAGGCUCUGGGUGGACAAAAUCACAGAGUGUUUGUGCAUGAGAUCGUGCAUUCCUUUGUCGAGGCUGUGGCUACACCCAUCAAGGCAAGUGUGGCUUCAAGCCCAGGUGCAGCUGGUCCCGCUGGUUCCACACCCACCACUGUCCCAGACAACAGUGGGAUCCCGAAGACACCCAUCAAGUCCCCUGUGGGCCCGAGCGGUCCCGUUGUUGAUUCCGCACCCGAUGCUGUCCCAGACAACAAUGUGAUCCCGGAGUCCACGCCCAUCAAGUCCCGUGGGCGCUCGAGCCCAGGGGAAGCUGGUUCCUGUGCUGGCUCCACACCCACCACUGUUCCCUUCGAAGUUGUACUCCCUACACCCGUCAAGCCUUCUGCACACUCGAGCCCUGCAGAUGGUGCCACUCCCCCCACUGUUCCGUUCAAUGUCGUGCUGCCAAACUCAGCAGAUUGUUGGGGGACUCCGGAUGUGGGCAAGUCACCUGGCCCUUCGACUGCAGAAAGGGAUGCAGAGAUGGACCGUGUGUCGGAUGCAGUCUUGAAGCUACCGAGCUUUCCCAAGUGGAUUCAGAAAGGUGCUGCAGCAGGUGCCAAGGAAGUCCCUGCUCCCCCCAAGAGCCUCAUCUCGGAGCAGAAGACUGUUCGGCAGGAGCUUGCUGAUGCCACAUGUCAUGGAAUCAUACAGCAGAGUUGGUCAAAGCUCAUGAGAAGUUGCAGAAGCGCGGGGAAAGGCAUGAUGAUUCUGAGGAGCCGUGCCGGGGACGAGGUAAGUCUCGUGGCCGCGGGCGUGGCCGCGGGCGUGGCCGCGGGCGUGGCCGCGGGCGUGGCCGCGGGUGUGGCCGUGGGCGUGGCAGAGGGCGCGGCAGAGGGCAAGCGGAGACUGCUACUGCUGGGUCAAAUCAGAAAGACCCCAGUCAAAAGAAAGCAGCUCGAUGUUGGAGCAAAGGCAGUGUGCACUCCUGUGCCCCGGAAGCAGAGGGGAUCCUUCCUGACUAAGUCAGCACGCAAGCGCGCAGAUCAGCAAGCCCGCAAAGAGCUGGCUCUUGCUAACAUUGCUAUGUUGAGGGGGCUUGGUUUGGAAGACCUCAGCUUUCCUGAGGAGGGCUUUGACAAGCAGUCUUGGACACUCUAUGGUCCUGAGUCAGGGGCCAAAGGUGCGAUCAAUCCUGAGGAGGUCAGCAGCGUCCAGGUGGUGGCAGGCCGAAAUUUGUUCUAUGUGACGAAAGCUCGACUCCCGGAAGCGCUCGAGGGUCAUGGUGUGAUCGAUGGAAAGAACGGUGCAACCAUUGGCUUUAACAUGUACCCGACUGUGGGAUGUGGCCAGGGCAAUGGCUGGCUGGAUUUCCCCUACGCUGGAAUCUCAUCUCUACAGUUGGCUAGAUACAUAUUAUGUGAACGCCUCCCCUGGCAGCCCUGUCAACUCUAG
This is a messenger RNA of Symbiodinium sp. CCMP2456, 2028 nucleotides long. The record is from the annotation of a GenBank genome assembly. Lineage: Eukaryota; Dinophyceae; Suessiales; Symbiodiniaceae.